Messenger RNA from Exophiala bonariae, 2949 nucleotides. RefSeq lists its product as uncharacterized. The transcript is spliced from 3 exons. The record is from RefSeq and is a predicted model, not a curated record. Gene Ontology annotation, biological process: chromatin remodeling; transcription elongation by RNA polymerase II. NCBI's taxonomy places the organism in Eukaryota, Fungi, Ascomycota, Eurotiomycetes, Chaetothyriales, Herpotrichiellaceae. Gene Ontology annotation, cellular component: RSC-type complex. Gene Ontology annotation, molecular function: protein binding; chromatin binding. The coding region runs from base 1 to 2949 and encodes 982 amino acids.
AUGGCGGACUCCUCCACGGCUUCCGCUGAAGACACAACGGCCAAGUCACCAGAUCCUCCAAUUCAAGACUCGAUCGAGGUAGCAACUGAGGUUAAGGAUGAAGAUGCCGCAGAUGAUAAGUCGGAAAAUCUGAAUGAGCCUGAUGCCAUUGAGGAUGAGGCAGCGGGAGAACGGCCUGUCUCCAACGACCAAUAUAGAGCACUCAAGCACAUCACAGAAGUCCUGACUAACCAUAAGGUCAAAGUGAAAGGAGACGAGGACCAUUAUCCUUCCACCUUGUUUCGCCGUAUCCCAAAUCGAAGAAACCUCCCCGAUUAUCACGAGAUCAUCAAAGACCCAGUUGCACUUAGUACGCUCAAAGGCAAAAUCCAGAGAAAGCAGUACACCGGCAUUCCCGAAUUCGUCCGCGAUUUCGCUUUGAUCGUCCAUAAUGCUCAGGUAUACAAUCGACCCAACUCUGCGCCUGUCCGGGAUGUCCUCGAACUGCAGACCCUGUUCAAGGCCGAGUUGCAGAAGCUAGUCGAAGAAUCAUUGGUCAAAGAGGACGAAACCGAAUUCCCCGACUUGGGAGAAAUUCCUUAUGCUACGCCAGAACCCGAUCCGGUCUCGGAAGAAGAAGACGAGAAUGAAGAUGACCAAGAUCAGGACGAGGACGAGGACGACGAUGAGGGCGAUGCAGACGAUUCUGACGAUGACCGAAGGAAACGCAAAGGACGCAGAGGCAGGGCCAGUAUGUCUGGUCGUAAAGGUGGUAAUGAUGACGACGAGAACAAACUCAACGAUGGCGAUGUUCGGAAGCGUCGCGGAAGGCCACCAAAGGUUGACACACCAUUGGAAGCUCGAAUCAAAGCAAUCCUGAAGGGCUUGCGCAAACCCAAGGAUAAGGCAGGCCAUCUCAGAGUGCGACAUUUCGAACGUUUGCCAGACAAGGCAGAGUAUCCUGCCUAUUUUGUCGAGAUCAAGGAGCCCAUUGCACUCGACACGAUCAAAAAGAAAGCCAAGAGAAAGAAGUACCAGUCCUUGGAGCACUUCAUGAAAGAUAUCGAAUUGCUGUUCAACAAUGCCAAAGACUUCAAUCAAGACUCGAGUGAGAUCUACCAGGAUGCGGUGGAAUUACACACUGAAGCAGUGCGUCUUCUUGAUGUUGAAAAAGCCAAGCCCGAUGAUGAAUACUUGAUGGAGGAUGGAAGAAGACCCCUCCCUUCUGGAAUCCUACACAACAACGAGCUAUGGAAGGUCGGUGAUUGGGUGCAUAUUAAGAACCCUAACGACGUGACAAAACCUAUUGUGGCUCAAAUCUAUCGGACAUGGGAAGAUACUGACGGUCAGAAGUGGAUUAAUGCUUGCUGGUAUUAUCGACCAGAACAGACCGUUCAUCAGUAUGAGAAGCACUUCUUCCCUAAUGAGGUGGUCAAAACUGGACAAUAUCGAGAUCACCAGAUUGAAGAAGUGAUUGAUCGAUGCUUUGUCAUGUUCUUCACCCGGUUCAGUCGUGGUCGUCCAAGGGCGCUUGAUUCCAGUAAAGAGGUCUAUGUUUGCGAGGCAAGAUACAACGAAGAAAAACAUCGAUUCAACAAGAUCAAAACUUGGGCCAGCUGUUUACCCGACGAAGUGCGAGACAAGGACUAUGAGAUGCACCUGUUUGAUCAACCUCGUAGGAUAAAGAAAGUCCCCAGUCCACUCAAGCAUCUUCUGAAGGACGAUGCAAAAAGCACCGAUGAUAUUCCUUCACCUCAAUGGGGUCAUCCAAAUGCACCUCCGUUGGUUGGUGGCAUUCACAGACAACCACGCGACGAGAAUCAAUCACCACCACCGGAGCGUACACCCCCUCCCCCUCCGACGCCUGCUGCUCAACCUAUCCGACAAGCCUCUACAAAUACCAUUUCACACCAACAACAUCGUCCAAGCAUGGAUAGUCGAACAAGUCUUGGUUCGGGCAUCCUGCCUCAACUCUCCCGUGCCUCGUCGUCCAUGACACCUCAAGUCCCUCCCUACCAGGCACAGUCGAUUUCUCCUGCACCUCAAUAUCUUCGACAAAACACCUUCCAACAGACACCGGCAACAGCUCAUCGUACUGUUACUCCUCAAACUCCAACACAGCCGAUGUCACUACCCUAUGUUGCUAAUCAACAACUACAUCCUACACCUGCCCUCACGGCUGCUCAUCCCGCAAACUACGCCCCAGUUGCUGCUCCUGUUCAAUCUUAUGCUCGACCCGCAGUCCAUCCAGCUCAAGCUUACACCCCUUAUGGGGGUGUCAUGGCGACUCCUACCCGAGAGCCCGAUGUGUUUGUAUUACCCGACAUAGCCAAUGAGUCCAUUCCUAAAUCUAUUCGCGAUCAAUUUCCACAAGACUCUGAAGGUCGGGUGUUGUUCUUCACCAAGCCACCCGUUGUCUCAAACCAGGCAAUUUAUGACAGACAUACUGGAGAGAAACAGAAAUCUUUGGCCCACAGUGAGAAAUAUUUAGCUGCAAAGGCUACACGUAACGAGCUUAUUGCUUCAAGAAAGCGGGCCUAUGAACAACGAAAAGUUGAAGCUGAUCGCAAACGCGUCAAAUACGACACUUUCAACGGUCGCAGCGACAUCAAUGGAGACAAAUCAAUUUCCACCAACGGCGCAAGCCUGCUUGAGGACGGUCGUCAGCCCUCUGCAAAGCUCCCAGAGCCGGAAAUCGAAGUCGCUUCCAAAGCUGUGAUUAAGUCAAUACAGGAGUGGAUUGAUAACAUGAAUCAACACACAACAGAGGACUACAAGGCCAGAUAUGGUGACCGAUGGGAAGAGGUCCGCACAGAAGAUGAGCUCCGCCAGCGGGAAAUGGCCAAGAAAGAUGGUGAGAAGCGAAAGGAUCGGGACGAGGUUCUUGCGAAGUGUUCCAAUGCCCCGACCUACAUCACCAACUUUAGUACGGACAUUUGGGGCAAUGGCUUCAGGGGUGAGAGGUAUUAA